AUGAAGGGCAUCAAAAUGAACUUGGACCAUCUCCAGGCAACUGAGAGCUGCCUGGAAAGCCAAACCGCCGGCGCCGUGGCCGUGGGCCGCUACCCGAAGCCGCUGGCCGAGCUGCCCGGCCGCACGCCCAUCUUCUGGCCGGGCGUGAUGCAGAGCCCGCCCUGGAGGGACGCGCGCCUCGCCUGCGCCCCCCAUCAAGGCUCAAUUUUGCUGGAUAAAGACGGCAAGCGAAAACAUACGCGCCCCACUUUUUCUGGCCAGCAGAUUUUCGCCCUGGAAAAGACUUUUGAGCAGACGAAAUACUUAGCGGGGCCGGAGCGAGCCAGGCUGGCCUAUUCGCUGGGCAUGACCGAGAGCCAGGUCAAGUUCCACCUCCCGGGGACACUGAAGUGCAGCGUUCGCUCCCGCCAGAGCCUUCGCCCACUGCUGGGUGACUCCAGCAGUGCCUCCUUGCCGCGCCACGCCACGGGAUUGGAGCUGGAGAAGCCUUGGAUUGCAGUCCUCAAGUGA
Messenger RNA from Nothoprocta perdicaria, 510 nucleotides. It is a transcript of the gene NKX6-1, whose product is annotated as NK6 homeobox 1. Lineage: Eukaryota; Metazoa; Chordata; Aves; Tinamiformes; Tinamidae. The record is from RefSeq and is a predicted model, not a curated record. Gene Ontology annotation, molecular function: RNA polymerase II cis-regulatory region sequence-specific DNA binding; DNA-binding transcription factor activity, RNA polymerase II-specific. Gene Ontology annotation, cellular component: nucleus. Bases 1 to 510 code for a protein of 169 amino acids. Gene Ontology annotation, biological process: regulation of transcription by RNA polymerase II; cell differentiation. The transcript has 4 exons.